AUUUGACUUUUAAGAUACUGGGUUUUGUUUUUCCAUAGAAUUUCUGCUGUGACCUUUGAUGCUGAUUACCACUGGUUUUGAUGUUGGCAAUGGUGUUGAUGGUGGUGGGCUAACAGCUGUAUAGGAGGGGCUUUUUUUUCAGAUAAGGAUGGCAUUAGGCAGGACCAUUAGCGUCCUGUGGAUUACUAUAAUCCAGCUUCUCUGACAGUAUUGGCUUGCCUGCUCACUCUUCAGUCUGUCCUCCUGGUUUGGAGCAGAUUGGAAGAUGGCUCUCAACACCCAACGCUUCCUGCUGGCUCUGCUUCUCCUUGGAACUGCUGUGUUUGUCACGAUUCAUGCUCAAGAGGUUGGGAUUUCUGAAGGUCGGAGUAGGAACUCCUGCAAAUGUGAAUGUGAAGGGGGAGAAGCCCCAACAGAGUUCUCCUACAUCGGCUCAGGCUCAAUGGUGAAGGGAGUGGACUGCAUGCCAGAAUGUCCUUACCAUAAACCACUUGGAUUUGAGGCUGGAUCCGUGAGUCCAGACCAGAUCACCUGCUCCAAUCAGGACCAGUACACCGGCUGGUUCUCCUCAUGGCUUCCAAGCAGAGCUAGGCUGAACAGUCAGGGCUUUGGAUGUGCCUGGUUGUCCAAGUUUCAGGACACCAGUCAGUGGCUGCAAAUAGACCUGAAGGAGGUGAUGGUGGUGUCGGGAAUCCUCAGUCAGGGCCGCUGUGAUGCAGAGGAGUGGGUCACUAAGUACAGUGUUCAGUACCGCACGGAUGAAAAACUCAACUGGAUCUAUUACAAAGACCAAACUGGAAACAACAGGGUGUUUUUUGGAAACUCUGACCGCUCAGCAUCUGUCCAGAACCUCCUGCGGCCUCCCAUAGUGGCACGUUACAUCCGCAUCCUUCCUCUGGGAUGGCACACUCGCAUCGCUUUACGUCUGGAACUGCUGAUCUGCAUGAAGAAGUGCACAUAAACGUGUUCCCCUGCCUUCCCAGAUGCCUUGUCCCAAACAUGUGUGGUGUGUGGUUGUGCAUUGACAGAUUUGGCCCAGAUGUAGCAGCUUAGUGCUAAAGUGUAAAGCGUGUAUUCCUUUUUUUUUUUUUUUAACUAUUACUUUAAGCACGAGUACAUCAAAACAGGUUUGUUUGAUAUGUGCAAGCUUUCACUUGCUUUGCUCCUGAUUGUUUGUUCCAAACCCGUCUCCCACUUAGGCUUCGUUUGGAGAGUUCUCAAUAGAUCACUUCAUUUGCAACAAAAUGGCAUAAUUUCAAAGCGAUAAUUAACAGUUGAGGGAAAAGGGACAGGAUGGGGGGGAGAUUGCGACCACAGGUGUGAGACAAGCACUUGUUGUUCUGUGACACAUGGGAAUAAAACAAAUCUCAGUUCUUCUCCUGGUAUGUGAUUAAAAGAUUUGGACUCUGCUUCCUUUUGUUGCUCUAAGUAGAUUUUUACAGUUAACAAAUCCCAUUAUAAUAUGGAAACCGUCUUUCUUACAUCUUUCUCAAGACAAUUGCAGUAAUCCCCUUUUUAUGAAGGGCUUUUGUGAUGCAAGAGAUAAUGAGCAACAAGAGGCCCUGUUUUGCCGCAGUUUCUCAUUUCUUGGGGUCAUUUAUUACAAUUUAAUGCUACAAUUGCUUUCUUUUUAAAACUUGCAGUUGAACAAAUGCUUAAACCCCUACAGUUUGACAUGACUAUUAAGAUACUUUUCAGUGAUGACUUGCUUUUUAUUAAUGCUCAAUCACCCUUCCUGUCUCAAAUCUCCCUUAUUCUGCCUACAUUCAACUUUUUUGUACUUUUUGUGCUUUUAUGAAGAACGUGGUGCUUUUUUGAAGGUUAAAAAACAGAAAACUCUGUCAUGUGGUUUGGUGUUAAAGUAAAGGAAAAUUCUGUGUUUCAUCCUUGAACUACUUCCUGUAAUAAAUCUAUGUGAGUGUU
Messenger RNA from Oryzias latipes (Japanese medaka), 1923 nucleotides. It is a transcript of the gene rs1a, whose product is annotated as retinoschisin 1a. Gene Ontology annotation, molecular function: signaling receptor activity. The record is from RefSeq and is a predicted model, not a curated record. Gene Ontology annotation, cellular component: plasma membrane. Lineage: Eukaryota; Metazoa; Chordata; Actinopteri; Beloniformes; Adrianichthyidae.